GGAAAAACAAAAAUAAUAAGAAAUAAAUAAAAUUUUGAAGGAAGUGGCGAAAUUGAUAAAUUUAAAUUGAUAAGAAGAAGAGGAGGGGAGGCGGCUGAAGGAAAGGGGAUGGUUACGUCUAAAUGGCCUUAGUAUCUUUGAAAACUUCAAAGCCAAUUCUUUGCCAAUCAAAACUCUUCUGUGUCUCCAUUCUCUAUUUGUUCACCUCUGUAUUCUUAGCCCUCUACACAUCUUUUUCCAAUUCCAGAUGUCUCUUCAGAUCAUCUCCUUUUGAUCCCAUUCAGUAUUCUCUCUUCAGAUAUCCUUCAUCCUAUGGAGAACAUAAAUACUCUCUUCCUACCCAUCGUUCUUCUUGUGAUUCCCCUGUUUAUUUUUCCGAUUAUCCAAUUGUCACGGAGGAAGUGGAAGCAUUAUGUAGGAAUUCGACCGCAUUAGGCUCUGGUACUCUGCAUUAUAUGAAGGGGAAUUCGGAGAGUUUCGGUGGCAAUUUUAGCACAAAGAGGAGAUUUUCGUAUUUCAAUCGCGAUGACGACAAUAAAACGGAAAUCCCUUGUGGAUUCCUUAAAAAACUCCCGAUAAGUUCUCGAGAUCAAGUUCUAGCGGAGAAUUGUAACAGAGUUGUGGUAGUAUCAGCGAUAUUCGGUGAUCAUGACAAGAUUAGACAGCCAAAAGGAUUAGGAGCUAAAACACUGGACUCUGUAUGUUUCUUCAUGUUUGUAGACGAACUGACUCUCCAAAGGCUUGAUUACCAUAAUCUGAUUUCGAUAAAAUCGAAAGAGUACAAGGUUGGUGUGUGGAGGAUUGUGAAGGUAUCAAGCGAGGAAUUAUACGAUAAUGCCGCAAUGAAUGGAGUCAUCUUCAAGCAUCUCGUCCAUAGGCUUUUUCCGAACUCGAAAUUUAGCAUUUGGAUUGACGCGAAAUUGCAGCUUGUGGUUGACCCGCUACUAUUGAUUCAUUCGCUCAUUGUUAAGGAAGAUGUGGAUAUGGCUAUUUCAAAGCAUCCUCUGUUUGUUAAUGUCAUGGAGGAGGCAAUGGCGACAGCAAGGUGGAAGAAAUGGUGGGAUAUUGAGGGAUUGAAGAAUCAGAUUGAAACUUACUGUGAAUAUGGAUUAGAACCAUGGUCAUCACAUAAGCCAUAUCCUUCAGGUACCAUUUGCUCACCUGCUCUUUGUUUUCAUGUCAUGAAUAAGUUUCUGCACCAAUAAUAGUUUGAUGCUUCUAUAACAUGAGUACAUGUUUGUUUACCAGGUUGUUUUGUUCCGUUAUGAAUUAUAGAAAUGAUAAAAUUUGAUUUAGUGAAGAAAUUAAACGAAAUCAGGACUCUCUGAAUCAAAAAUCAUUUCCCAAUCAAUACCAAUAAACUUAUCCUAUGUAAACAGAUAGCCUAAACCAAAGAUCUGCUCCUCGUUCUGUUAUUAAUCAUUUUGUUACAGUCAUCUGUUUAUUAAGAAGAAAUAGUAAAGUUCAUCAGCAAUUUAUUGCUUAAAAUGCGGUGAUUUGAUUUGGGAUUUGGCUCUAGAAAGUUGCUUGAAAAUUCCCACCUAAAUAAUCAUUACGUUGAAAUCAAGAAAAUGUAAAGUUCACGCCGAAGAUUAUUGAAAUUUCUGGAUGAAGCAAUCGAUUCCCGAGUCAUGCAUGAUGGGUGUUGCCACCAUUUAGGUAGGACACCAGUUGUGCAUGGUCUAGUUACUUGCUAGUACUUCUUGUUCUAGCAUCACCUUCUUCUUUUUCUUUUGAGGAGGAAAAAAACCUUAAUUUAACAUUAUCGUCUUGAAGCCAUGAAGGUCAACCUACGGAACUAGGGCUUAGGUAGUUUCUCAUCUAUUUGGUGGAGAAACUGGCUGUGACUGGCCUGGUAUAGCUAGGGCCUUUACAACUCAAACCAACAUGGGAUGUAUUAUCCAAUUAUAAUUAUUCCUCUAUUAUGAAAGUUUUCUUCUUUAAACGACAAUCUAUUAUAGUAUAAAAAAUGUGGUACAAUGCAUGAAUUAGACUUACUGUAGCUUUCUUUUACUUUGUAUGUUGAAUAGAAUCUUUAAAGAUAGCAAAAACAUAAAUACAACCCUUCUUUUAGAACUAUAUUUCUUUUCAAAAUGUAUGUAUACAGCCGGGCAAGUGGUGACCUACAGCUUGAAAUAAAAUUAAAAUUUAUAGGGAAACAGCCGGCUCUAAGUUUUACCAUCCAUUAACUUUGACCUUUUUUAAACACUUAAUUGAUCUCAUUAGAAUAAUUACUUUGUUAAAUUACAACAAUAUAUCAAAGUGAACUAGUCAAAUGUAAAGGAACAAGUAUUAGUUUGUCUCUAUUUUCUUGCCAGUUUGCCACCAAGAGAGGUUUCUUCGAGGUUAAUUCAGCCGCCAUAAUUACUGUGGUCACAUUAUUCUUGACAACCUCUUUUGGGUGCUUCAUUUAUGCUGGCUUGACAAUUCUUUCCUCCUUGCAAAUACACCUCUUUGAUUCCCGGCCAACUACCCACCGACCCCCUCCAGCUCUCUUUUGCAACUACUUUUGUUCAUGCUUGCUUUAAUAAGUAGUACAGUAGUAUAUGAGUUUUAUAUGAAGGUUAAUCAUUUCAUCACUUAUUAUAACAACAAUAAUGAUCUUUUACUAUUGUGUGUGGUUAUAUCAAACAAAAAAGUAGUUGUGAACAAACAUUAUUUUUCUUUCAGCUAAGUGCAGCCUGGUUAAGGUUUUGUUUGCUUUCAAUAAGGAUAUUAAUUUACUAACAAGUAGCUUUACUAAACACAUAAUUAUGUGUGGCUCCCAUACGUACGAAAUUUAAACACAUUUUUUAAAGUAAAAGUUCAAAGUACAAACCUCUUAAUUUUUUGCUUAAUCAAGCUUUGCUUAUUAAACCAG
Messenger RNA from Oldenlandia corymbosa var. corymbosa, 2860 nucleotides. The record is from the annotation of a GenBank genome assembly. NCBI's taxonomy places the organism in Eukaryota, Viridiplantae, Streptophyta, Magnoliopsida, Gentianales, Rubiaceae.